GAGGCGGGCGCUGCGGGGGUGUCUGUCGGGUUAGAGCGAGGCGUGACCCAGUUGACGCGCGCUGUGAGGAGAGGGGAGUGUGAAGGAGGUGGAGGUACAAACAGCAGUAGAAGCAUCGCCACCGCUGCCGCCAGUACCACAGUGGUGCUGCCCUCACUCGAGUCCCGCAGCCGGGUCAGCGUGCUUCUUUCAUCGCCCGUGAGCCUGGGGAACCUGCAGCUCAAAACCGCCGCCAGCCACAGCACCAUGUACCCUGGUAACAAGCGGAAAAAGGUCUGGAGGGAAGAGAAAGAGCGUUUGUUGAAGAUGACACUGGAGGAGAGACGUAAAGAAUACUUACGGGAUUAUGUUCCUUUGAAAGAUAUCCCAACAUGGAUGGAAGAAAUGAAAAGCAAGACUCAAAGUGAUGAAGAAAACACCCAGGAAGCUUUGCUGGAGAAGAAAAGUCUGAGUGAGAAAGUCUCCCUCUACAGAGGUGACAUCACAGUGCUUGAGAUUGAUGCCAUAGUUAAUGCUGCUAAUUCAAGUCUUCUUGGAGGUGGCGGUGUUGAUGGCUGUAUUCAUAGAGCAGCUGGUCCCUGUCUAGUUGCUGAAUGUCGCAACCUGAGCGGCUGUGAAACUGGACAAGCAAAAAUUACUUGUGGUUAUGACCUGCCCGCAAAAUAUGUCAUUCAUACUGUGGGUCCUAUAGCACGAGGUCAUAUUAGUGAUAACCAUAAGGAAGACCUGGCAAAUUGCUACAAAUCCUCCCUUAAACUGGCAAAAGAGAACCUCAUCAGAUCUAUUGCAUUCCCAUGUAUUUCAACAGGAAUUUAUGGUUUUCCGAAUGAGCCAGCUGCAGUCAUUGCACUUACCACAAUCAAGGAAUGGUUAAGCAAGAAUUAUCAUGAGAGUGCCAGCGGCCCAGCUAUUAUAGCAAUGUUUGCUUCAGAUAUUUCAGAAUUAAAGACAAUAUUAGAGAGUAAGGAGCAGUGAAGAUCAGGUUGUCUCACUAUUUGCAGUAGCCUGUUUAUAUCCUACAAUGCAACUUUUAUUCCAGUAUUUCUGUAUUUUAAUUUGGAAUGAGCAAGAAAUUGUAGAAUCUGUAGUACAAGCUAAUCAUACUGUCUUAAUUUGUGCAACCCAGUUGCUACAGAUAUUACUCUAUUUCUAACUUUGUUAAUUUUUUCUAAUUAUUGUGGUUAAUUUCCUUAUGAUUUUCACAUCAGGCACUCAUGGAAAGAUUUUCACUUCUUUAAAAUUUUUAUCUUCAUCCACUGUUUAGAAUAAAACUAAAGUUCCCACAAUUCUGAUUUGCUUUGGAUGACCCACAUGUUUAACCCGUUUGCCAGAAUUGUCCUUUGUCUGAUUAUGUUC
Rhineura floridana is the source of this 1356-nucleotide messenger RNA. RefSeq names its product mono-ADP ribosylhydrolase 2 (gene MACROD2). Gene Ontology annotation, cellular component: nucleoplasm. The record is from RefSeq and is a predicted model, not a curated record. Lineage: Eukaryota; Metazoa; Chordata; Lepidosauria; Squamata; Rhineuridae. The transcript is spliced from 9 exons. Gene Ontology annotation, molecular function: ADP-ribosylglutamate-[protein] hydrolase activity. The coding region runs from base 247 to 975 and encodes 242 amino acids. Gene Ontology annotation, biological process: purine nucleoside metabolic process; peptidyl-glutamate ADP-deribosylation; DNA damage response.